AUGGUAAACGAAGCCGUCUCAAAAGCUGAGUCAUAUAUUGGCGACUCUCGGCUCAGGCAUGACAACGUUCCCUUAAUUGUUUUUUCACCACGUUAUGUCGCUUUCGUCAAACUUUCUCGCGAGAUUAUUCUGGCCUCUAGGAGGUUAAUAUUGCUUUCCAACGAUUCGGCAAACCGAUGUUCACCUGGGUUUCGUGCUCUAAACCGGGUUCUAACAUUGAACUGCUGGAAGAAGCCUCGCGCCCACAGGGAGAAGUGGCCCAUCAACAUGCCGCCUGAGAUUGUUCAGAUGAUUCUUCGUGAACUGGAACCGCAAGAUACCGUUGCAUUUUCGCAGACAUCUUUCGUUGCUGAGCAUUGCUACUAUUCUUCGGAAUCCCGGUUCAAGAGCAUCGAGGUGCUCAGUUUGAAGUCCUCUAUACCUUGCUGUGGCAAGCGCACUGGACUGGAGACGCAUGAUUAUACCAUUCUUUUUGACCGCUUCUUCUCUGGACUAGCUUAUGGCUUGGAAGAUAGCUCCUAA
This is a messenger RNA of Penicillium macrosclerotiorum, 522 nucleotides long. RefSeq lists its product as uncharacterized. The coding region runs from base 1 to 522 and encodes 173 amino acids. The record is from RefSeq and is a predicted model, not a curated record. Lineage: Eukaryota; Fungi; Ascomycota; Eurotiomycetes; Eurotiales; Aspergillaceae. The transcript is spliced from 2 exons.